This is a messenger RNA of Monopterus albus (swamp eel), 7656 nucleotides long. It is a transcript of the gene spag9b, whose product is annotated as sperm associated antigen 9b. Gene Ontology annotation, biological process: vesicle-mediated transport. Lineage: Eukaryota; Metazoa; Chordata; Actinopteri; Synbranchiformes; Synbranchidae. The coding region runs from base 295 to 4437 and encodes 1380 amino acids. The record is from RefSeq and is a predicted model, not a curated record. The transcript has 30 exons. Gene Ontology annotation, molecular function: signaling receptor complex adaptor activity; kinesin binding; MAP kinase scaffold activity. Gene Ontology annotation, cellular component: cytoplasm.
GCACGUAAAGGCAGCAUCAGGAGCUCAUCUGUUGGACAGGGAAACUAAUCAGGAGCCAAGUAAAGACUUUUUUGUACUGUUAGCGUCAGUGCUGGCAAGCUUUUAAAGCCAGCCUCCCAGACAAACAAGAAAUACGGACUUUGCUUAUGAAGUACAGUGUCUCCUCUGUACAAUAAACAACAUUCGAACUAUGUUUAGGAGCACAGCUUUGCUGUGCUGAAAGCAAGGCGGACUGCCAGAGCGCAUCUUGCGGUUAGCGUUAGCUGGGAAAGAAGUGUAAGUAGAGGCAAGAAAAUGGAGCUGGACGACGUAGUGCUGUAUCAGGACGACUCGGCCAACUCGACCAUGAUGUCCGAGCGGGUCUCAGGUUUGGCCAGUUCAAUAUACCGUGAGUUUGAACGGCUAAUCGAAAAAUACGACGAGGACGUAGUGAAGGAUCUUAUGCCGCUGGUCGUCGCCGUGCUGGAGAACUUGGACUCGGUGUUCGCUGUCAACCAGGAGCACGAAGUGGAGCUGGAGCUGCUGAAGGAAGACAACGAGCAACUUGUCACCCAGUAUGAGCGAGAGAAGGCACUGAGAAAACACGCAGAAGAGAGCUACAUUGCCUUUGAAGACUCCCAGGAAGGAGAGAAGAAGGAUCUUCAGUGUCGACUGGUGAAGUUGGAGUCUCACACACGCCAGCUACAACUAAAAACUAAAAACUAUGCAGAUCACAUUAGCAGACUGGAGGAGAGGGAAGCGGAGCUCAAGAAGGAGUACAGUGCCCUUCAUCAGAGACACACUGAGAUGAUCCACAGCUACAUGGAGCACCUGGAGCGCAGUAAACACCAACAUGCAGCGCUAACAGCAGAGCCCUCAGAUACAGGCACAGGCACAUCAGCCAGAACACGGAAGGAGCGUCCCAUCUCCAUGGGCAUAUUCCAGCUUCCUGGUACUGAUGGUAUGACUUCUGACCUCCAGAGGGAACCUGUAGACACCCUCACUGAACCAUGGAGAUUCAACAACCUUAGCCAUCCACGGUCCAACACUAGCCUCAAGUUUGAGGAGCAGUUCUCUCCUGUCAAAGUGGAAGGUGAAAGUUCAGAGGGGAAUUUAUCCAUUCAGGAUGCUGAUCAAGACCAGGAUGAACUGGCCAGUGCAAACCACAGAGGCUCCAAAUUCAGUACUCCAACCAAACCAAGUGUCUCUAAAGGUGGAGGAUCCAAAUUCAGCAGUCCCAUGUCCUCUCAUGGUGACGCCUCUAAAUCAAACACCCCCUCUUCUACAUACAGUGGUAACCUGCAGUCCAGCACACCUCUGUCUCCUCACAAUGGAGCAUUCACUGGUAUGAGCCCUGUGUCCAGUCUGGGAGGAGCGUCCGGUGUCAUAAAGUCUGUGGACACAGCCCUACAGAAACGGGAAGCUUCAGACGGGCUCAACAACAACCUGGACUGGACCGGUGGGAAACCAGAGAGCAGUAAGAACAUCGCAGCAUCUGCUUCUACACCUCUCAGAGAUAAAGAUGGAGCAGACAGCCUGGGGAAGUCAGAGGUGCAGGCCAUCAUAGAGUCCACUCCUGAACUGGACAUGGACUUGGAUGGCUGCAGAGGAACAAGCACUCCCACUAAAGGUGGCAUAGAGAAUCUGGCGUUUGACCGUAACACAGACUCUCUGUUUGAGGAGCUGUCAUCUGCAGGAAAUGACCUGAUAGGAGAUGUGGACGAAGGAGCCGACCUGCUAGGUAUGGGUCGGGAGGUUGAGCAUCUUAUUCAUGAGAAUGCCCAGCUGCUGGACACCAAAAAUGCUCUGAAUGUGGUGAAAAAUGACCUGAUAGCAUGUGUGGAUGAACUGUCAUGUGAGAAGGAGGUUCUGCAGGGAGAGCUGGAUAUUGUCACUCAGGCCAAGAACAAACUGGAGGAGAAGAACAAAGAAUUAGAAGAAGAACUUAAGAAGAUUCGAGCAGAACUGGAGGAAGCCAAACAGAAGGCAAGGAAUGACAAUGAGGAUGACAGUGAUGUACCUACAGCCCAGAGGAAGCGCUUCACCAGGGUGGAGAUGGCACGAGUCCUGAUGGAGAGGAACCAGUACAAAGAGAGGCUGAUGGAGCUGCAGGAGGCUGUCAGAUGGACGGAGAUGAUCCGGGCUUCAAAGGAGAACCCAGCGUUCCCAGAGAAGAAGAGAUCCAGCCUCUGGCAGUUUUUCAGCCGAUUGUUCAGCCCAUCGGGUGGUGCGGCCAGGAAGCUGGCCGAGGAGGCUCCCGUGAACGUGAAGUACAACGCACCCACAUCUCACAUUCAGCCGUCUGUCAAGAAGAGGAGCAGCACCCUGCAGCAGCUGCCCAGCAACAAGAGCAAAGCCUUUGAUUUCCUCAAUGAGGAAGUGGCAGCUGAUAACAUGGUGUCCAGGCGAGAACAGAAGAGGGCACAGUACCAACAGGUCAAAGCCCACGUCCAGAAGGAGGACAGCAGAGUGCAGGCUUAUGGUUGGAGCCUGCCCAAGAAGUCCAAAGUAAGGAGAGAGUCAACUUUGGCCACUGGUGGUCAGACGGAAAGUAAGGUGAAGAAUCUACCUGUUCCUGUCUUCCUCAGACCACUGGAUGAAAAAGAUCCUUCUAUGAAGCUGUGGUGUGCUGCCGGUGUGAACCUCUCUGGAGGUAAAACCAGAGAUGGAGGCUUGAUUGUAGGAGCCAGUGUGUUUUACAGUGAUAUGCCUGGACCAAAGAGCCCUAAAAAGAAAAUAGGAUCUCAGAGCAGCCUGGACAAACUGGAUCAAGAACUCAAGGAGCAGCAGAAGGAGCUGCGGCAGCAGGAUGAGUUAUCAUCGCUGGUGUGGAUCUGUACCAGCAGCCAGUCCACCACCAGAGCGGUUGUCAUUGAUGCCAACCAGCCUGGAAACAUCCUGGAAAGCUUCUUUGUUUGCAACUCUCUUGUCCUCUGCAUCACUAGCGUACCAGGUGCAAGAGAGACAGACUACCCAGCUGGUGAAGAAGUACCUCCAACAUCUGAGACAGAACCAGCAGGAGACGGCAGCUCACCAUCAACCUGUAGCAGCUCAGCAGGUGGCAAUGGCGUGUUUAGAGGCAUCACUGUUGUGGGCUGUGCAGCUGAAGGAACAGCAGCCGUUCCUCAGACAGCAGACAGUCCACGAAAAGAUGGAGAAACUGGAUCCAGACCAGCAGACGAAGCCACCGAGGCAACCGAGGCCAGUGUAGGGCUCGCUGACCAACGAGAAACCCUGAUUGGAGCCUACACUGAGCACGUCUUCACUGAUCCGCUGGGAGUUCAGCAAACGACGGAGCCUCCAGCCAGCUAUUCUCAGAGGGAGAGUGAUCUCUUGAAGGACGGGGUGAGUUCAAGCCCCAGUGCUGAGGAGCAGGACCUGAUGAGAGAAGAGGCUCAGAAGAUGAGCAGUGUUCUGCCCACAAUGUGGCUGGGAGCACAGAACGGAUGUGUGUACGUACACUCCUCUGUGGCUCAGUGGAAGAAGUGCCUCCAUUCGAUAAAACUGAAGGACUCUGUGCUCGGCAUCGUGCACGUGAAAGGGCGUGUACUGGUUGGUCUUUCUGAUGGCACUUUAGCCAUUUUCCACAGAGGAGCAGAUGGACAGUGGGACCUGACCAACUACCAUCUGUUGGACCUGGGGAGACCACCCCACUCCAUCCGCUGCAUGACUGUAGUGCAUGACAAGGUGUGGUGUGGCUACAGGAACAAGAUCUAUGUGGUGCAGCCCAAAGCUAUGAAGAUAGAGAAGUCAUUUGAUGCCCACCCUCGUAAAGACAGUCAGGUGCGUCAGCUGGCCUGGGAUGGUGACGGUAUCUGGGUGUCCAUCAGGCUGGACUCCACUCUCAGGCUGUUCCACGCACACACCUUCCAGCAUCUCCAGGACGUCGACAUCGAGCCCUACGUCAGCAAGAUGCUGGGUACGGGCAGACUGGGUUUCUCGUUUGUGAGGAUCACAGCUCUGAUGGUGUCAUGUAAUCGUCUGUGGAUCGGCACUGGAAAUGGAGUCAUCAUCUCCAUUCCUCUAACAGAGACAGCCAACAAGGUAACCAAGGCAGUGGGUAACCAUCCACGAAGCGUAGUUCAUGUCUACGGUGAUAACAGUGGAGACAAAGUGACAGCGGGGACAUUCGUUCCAUACUGCUCCAUGGCUCAUGCUCAGCUCUGUUUCCAUGGCCACCGGGAUGCUGUCAAGUUCUUCACUGCUGUCCCAGGUCAUGCAGUUCCAUCUGCGUCCUGUGGAGCGGAGGCAGCAGGCGACAGAGCGACAGAUGUCUCAGUUCAGGAAGGAACCAAGUCUGUGUUGGUGAUGAGUGGAGGAGAAGGCUACAUUGACUUUAGGAUGGGCGAUGAACAGGGGGAGGAGGGUGAGGACCCCCCCAUGAAGCUGCAACCCUUCCUGGCUAAAGCCGAGCGCAGUCACCUCAUCGUCUGGCAGGUCCUGGUCAAAGAGGACUGACCUCUGACCUCCAAGGCCUGAUUUGCCUUUUCUCUUAAAUCCGCUGCUGUGGAGGAGGAGUUCAGGCAAACCACUACCUCUGCAGCCACAAGUUUAAUCAGCACUUUUUCUCCUCAGACCUGAACAGUACUUUGAGAGCUCUCUCUGUGGUUAACUGGACUGGAGCAGUGCAAGCAGAUUCACACAACCUGCAUAUUAAUGUUUCAUUACUUGUUUUCUUAUAUCCUUUUUUAUUUUGUGGAAGUGAAUUUCAAUUUGUUAUAAUGGAACACACUCAGUCCUUUGUUAUAUUUGGUCAGCAAAUGUACUCUGUUUUCCUCCCGACAUUUCCAGCUUCCCUCCACUCAGUCCAGUUACCAUUCAAGACAAGAACUAAUCACCCAAGAGCUCCUUUGCUGCCUAUAAUAGUGUAACACUGGGGAAAUCGGUGUUGGAGCCAGCCAUGUGGGAUUCAUGAUGAAUUUCAGAUCAUGUUUUUGUUUUUUAUCCUAUGAGGUUUGACUUUUGGUUGUAUGCAAGACAAGAAGUGUAAUCAAUCACCAGUUGCCUCUUUAAAGUCAAAUGCAAUACACAUUCAUCUGGUUGGUCUGCGCAAAGGAUGGACCUGUGUUUAUCCAAAUAUUUAAGCUGUAAUAGAAGUAACUCCAGUUUGUGCCUUUCACAUAUUACCAUUACAUUUAAGUCACAGAGCUAAGUAUCGAUUUUCCAAAAAAUAAAUAUCUAAACUCAGAAGGUCCUUUAAACGAACUGGGUGAGACAUACGCCAGCAGUUCAACCAUACAUCAGCUUUUUAAUUUGUUCCUAUGUUGUGAGCCCUGAUCAUUGACUGUGUGUACGAUGGACGGGCUGAACCUGGUGGCUGGUUGCACUAUAGGUCAUUAGUGAUUGUUAGUCCAUGUUAGUGGAUGAGACAUGAACUGAAUGUACAAAUCAAAAUUUUUCCCAGAGGUCACUUCUGUGGUUUCUGGUAGAUAUUAUCACACUGAUAUGUGGAAGGUGGCUAUUUUUCUGGUAAGAUUGUUUUUAAUAAGUUAAUUGAUGAUAAAAAAAGAAGAGGUUAUUUCUGUUGUUUUGAUUGGUGGUCUGAUAUGCUGUUACUCCACUGCUGCUGCUCAGCAUCUGGUUGCAAAAAGAGCAAGAUGGCAGCAGCUGUAUUCAUGAUAUUUAGCCUUCACUUUUGCAUAGUGGAGGGAAGUUGUGAGGUGUCAUCCGUCCUAUAUACAGUCAGUGGUCAUGAUCCAAUCAUAGAUGAUAGCUGUAAAUAAUACAGCUCUUUGCUCAAUUUGCAUGACACCAAAAUAGAAUAUUUUUUUAACCCAUGGAAAUUUGUACAUGUAUUGAUGUUUCCAAUAUGCUGCAGUUCCUUACAAAAUAAUGAGCUAGCACAUUAUUUCAUUUCUGGCUAUUUAAAUAGGAAAUAUAGUCGCAACGUGAUGAAACCAGUUACAAAUCUUUUUUCAUAAUGCAAUACAUUUUAAUAUUUACUCAUCCAGAAGGCUAGAAAAGUCUUUGAGGAUACUGGGAAUAUCCCCAGAACUACUCUAACUGUUGAAACAUAUUCAGGAUGGGUUUGAGUAAAUCUGAUGAUCCUCUGACUCUAGUGCCACCAUUAGCUCAGAUUAAGUAUCCAGCACUGAUGUUACCAACAGCCUCAGCUGUACUUUGUAUUUAGUGCUAAUUGGCACAUGCUAGCAUGCUAACACUAAGAUGUAAACAUUACACCUGCUACACAUCACUGAGUAAUUAUUCUUCAGAAAUGUGGAUGCUCGACUCUGUGGCUUUAAUGUACAUUAGAAGUACAAACUGGGGCUGUAUGACUAACAAACAAAACCCUAGUUAUGUAUCUGCCUUUGAUCCCUCCUUUAAGCCUGAUUUAGUUGCAGUGCUGACAGAUUCUUAUACCAUUUCAUCAUAUACCAUUGCAACUUGUAUCUAAACCAGUACUACAUGAGGUUCAGUGCUCUGCCCUCAGUCUCCCACCAGCUCCAGCUAAUGUAGACUUUAAAAUAUGCCUUAGCUAUUAAGGUUUGAAAGGACUGUGUUACAGGCUUUUCAGGUAUGACAUAGUAUUUAUUUCUUUUUCAGAUAAUGUUGUUUGCUACCAAAGGUUAAAGAAGUAAACGUUGAUAGUUCAGCUAUAUGCUGAAACAUUGCAUCUCAUCUAAGGUGGUGGCUUUCAGCCUCCAUGUAGAUAACAUGCAAGGUUUUGUAACAGAAAUCCUGGUGUAUAGAUAGGAUAUAUUUUUAGAUGUUCAUAUUUGAGAACUGAAAUAUUUUCACAGCGUGAGAAAAGAGAAUGUGCUAGACCUGUUAAGCAGCCACACUGGGAAUCAAAUACCCCACCCCACCAAUCCUUAUCUUGACAUUUAGAGGUCAAAACUGGAACGUUUUUGUUUUUGUUUUUGCGGUGGUGCUCCGCUCUCUGUGCAUAAGGCAGUGUUUCUCAGAGGCAGCCCAGUCUAAUAGGAAAGGAGCAAUUCCAGAAUUAUUUUUUUUUAAAGACUGUCCCCUCUCUGGCUGUGUUCAUGGCCACUGUGUACCAGCACACUGCACUGGUACGUUCAUUGUUUUGUCCUCUUUGUACUGAACAGUAUCAGAUGAGGCAUUUCUUCAUCAUGCGAGUGUGUAUGUGUGCAUCUUCUCUCCAAGAGAGGAGAGAAAUGUUAUUGCAGUUUAGCCGAUUCAGUAUUUAUUUACAGUGAUUGAGCCUUUGCAAUUCAGAAUGUAUCUUUAUACACUGAACAUGAAUAUAUAUGAUUAUGUAUGUAUGAAAUAUGAGAAUGGCUUGGACUUAUUCUUGUGACAAUGAUACAUUUGUUUUGUAGGGAGGGAAUUUACUCAGCUAUGCACAAUAUCACUGAGGAGAGCAGUGAGUGGAGUUUGCUCCAGGCCUAACUCUUUUUUUGUUGUUGUUGAAAGUAGAGACCCUGCAGUCUGUUCAGACACUGACACAAUCAGUUUUGGCCUCCGGAGCAGAAAGAAGUCGAACUGAACUGUAAGCAGUGUAUCAUGUAAGUUCAUCCCAUCACAGCAUGACAGAGGCUUCUUUCUCCAAGUUUCGCUGCCCUCCGCAGGUCUGUCACCGCUCUCAUCUGCAUAUGUUUGUCAUCAACUUGGCAGGGAUUCCUUCUGUUCCAAGUCUGCAGUACACACACCAUCUUGUACUUCAACAGCAUCUCUAGCCUUACUUAUUGUUAACAAUAAAUUAAAGAAACCUUG